AUGAUGCUGCUGAGGAUGCUGAGGAUGCGGCGGGCCGGAGAGGAGCGGGGGUACCCGGGCAGCGCCUGGGUGUGCUGCUGGCUGCUGGGCUGGCAGGCGGCCGCCCUGCAGCUGCCGCCCUGCCAAGAGACAGAUUACCACUUCGAGUACACAGAGUGUGACAGCAGUGGCUCCAGAUGGAGGGUGGCGGUCCCGAAUCCGUCCGUGGAGUGCUCUGGACUACCUGACCCUGUGAGAGGGAAGGAAUGCACUUUCUCCUGUGCCUCUGGUGAGUACCUGGAGAUGAAGAACCAGGUGUGCAGCAAAUGUGCAGAGGGGACCUACUCGCUGGGCAGCGGGAUCAAGUUUGAUGAGUGGGAUGAGCUGCCAGCAGGAUUCUCCAACGUGGCGACUUUCAUGGACACUGCGGUCGGCUCGUCUGAGGGUAAAGCUGACAGCUGCAACAACUCUUCAUGGACGCCUCGAGGGAAUUACAUAGAGUCAAACAGGGAUGAUUGUACAGUUUCUCUCAUCUACGCUGUGCACCUGAAGAAAUCUGGCUCUGUCUUCUUUGAAUACCAGUAUAUUGACAACAACAUCUUCUUUGAAUUUUUUAUACAAAAUGACCAGUGCAAAGAAAUGGAGUCCACGACAAACAAAUGGGUGAAGCUCACAGACAAUGGGGAGUGGGGCUCUCAUUCUGUAACUCUGCAAUCAGGAAGCAAUAUAUUAUACUGGAGAACAACAGGGAUUCUCAUGGGCUCCAAAGUUGUAAAACCAGUUUUAGUGAAGAACAUCACAAUUGAAGGAGUUGCGUACACAUCUGAAUGCUUCGCGUGCAAGCCUGGUACCUUCAGUGACAAACCAGGUGCGUCUGGCUGCCAGGUGUGCCCACGAGACACUUAUUCUGAGAAAGGGGCUAAAGAAUGCACCAGGUGUAAAGAAGAAAUGUAUUAUGCAGAGGAGGGAUCCAGUGUGUGCAUAGAGCGACCUCCAUGCACAAGCAAAGACCUUUUCCAGAUCCAUACCCCAUGUGAUAAGGAAGGAAAAACUCAGAUCAUGUACAAGUGGAUUGAACCCAAGAUCUGCAGAGAGGAUCUCCCUGAUGCAUUGACCCUACCUCCCUCUGGAGAGAGGCAGGACUGUCCACCCUGCAAUCCUGGCUUUUACAACAACGCCUCAUCUUCCUGUACUCCCUGCCCACCAGGCACAUUUUCAGAUGGCACACAGGAGUGCAGAGCCUGCCCUGCUGGGACUGAACCAGCUCUUGGAUUUGAAUACAAGUGGUGGAACAUCCUGCCCGGAAACAUGAAGACAUCUUGCUUUAAUGUUGGUAACUCCAAGUGUGAUGGGAUGAAUGGUUGGGAGGUGGCUGGUGAUCACAUCCAGAGUGGGGCAGGAGGCUCUGACAAUGACUAUCUUAUCUUGAGCCUGAACAUCCCAGGAUUUAAACCUCCAACAUCAGUGACAGGAGCAACUGGGUCAGAACUUGGACGGAUUACUUUUAUUUUUGAGACCAUCUGUUCAGCAGAUUGUGUAUUGUACUUUAUGGCAGAUGUUAAUCGAAAAAAUACCAAUGUGGUGGAAUCAUGGGAAAGAAGUAAAGAAAGACAAUCCUACACUCACAUCAUCUCCAAAAAUGCUUCCUUCACAUUCACCUGGGCCUUUCAGAGAAUAAAUGAGGGCCAAGAUAGCAGACAGUUCAUCAAUGACAUGGCCAAGAUCUACUCCAUCACGGUGACCAACGCAGUGGAUGGAGUGGCCUCUUCUUGCCGGGCCUGUGCCCUGGGCUCCAAGCAGUCUGGCUCAUCCUGUGUGCCCUGCCCUCCAGGACACUACAUCGAGAAAGAGACCAGCCAGUGCAAGGAGUGUCCGGCCAACACCUUCCUGUCCAUCCACCAGGUGUAUGGCAGGGAGGCCUGCAUCCCUUGUGGGCCUGGCAGCAAGAGCACCAAGGACUACUCUGCCUGCUUCAGUGACUGCCUGGUGUCCUAUGUCAAGGAUAACCAGAGCCUGAAUUACAAUUUUAGCAACCUCAGCCAGGUGGGCUCCUUGAUGAGUGGACCUAGCUUCACUUCCCGAGGGACCAAGUUCUUCCACUUCUUUAACAUCAGCCUGUGUGGGAAUGAGGGGAAGAAGAUGGCAAUUUGCACUGACAAUAUCACAGAUGUUACUCUGAAGGACAUGGUUGCAGAAUCAGAAGAUUUUUCCAAUUUUGUGGGAGCUUUUGUCUGUCAGUCCACCAUCAUCCCAUCAGACAGCAAGGGCUUCCGAACAGCCCUGGCUCUGCAGUCCAACAGCCUUGCUGACAGGUUCUUAGGAGCUACUGUUGAAACAACGCUGGAAAAUAUCAGCAUCAAGGCAGAUAUGUUUCCUCCCUCUCCAAGCAAAUUACCAGAUGUGCAUUUCUUUUACAAGUCUUCAACAGUGACAACCUCCUGUGAGAAUGGCCGUGCAACUGUUGUGGCAAUGAGAUGCAACCCCAACAAACCAGACCAAGGAGAGCUUUCUGUACCCAGCUCCUGCCCUGCAGGCACCUGUGAUGGAUGCACUUUCUACUUUCUAUGGGAAAGUGCAGAAGCUUGUCCCCUCUGUGCAGAGCACGACUACCACAAGAUUGAGGGAGCCUGCAAAAAAGGAUUUCAGGAAACUUUAUAUGUAUGGAAUGAGCCAAAGUAUUGCAUUAAAGGAGUUCCCUUGCCAGAAAAAAAGACCAGCACUUGUGAAACAGUGGAUUUUUGGCUUAAAGUUGGAGCUGGUGUUGGUGCUUUCACAGCCGUUCUGCUCAUAGCCUUGACUUGCUAUUUUUGGAAGAAGAACCAGAAGCUGGAGUAUAAAUAUUCCAAAUUAGUGAUGACGACAAACUCAAAAGAGUGUGAACUGCCAGCUGCUGACAGCUGUGCUAUAAUGGAAGGAGAAGAUAAUGAAGAAGAAAUAGUAUAUUCAAAUAAGCAGUCAUUACUGGGGAAGCUCAAAUCUUUGGCAACAAAGGAAAAGGAAGAUAAUUUUGAGUCUGUUCAACUGAAAUCUUCAAGAUCCCAGAAUAUAUGA
Messenger RNA from Cinclus cinclus, 3030 nucleotides. RefSeq names its product endosome-lysosome associated apoptosis and autophagy regulator family member 2 (gene ELAPOR2). The record is from RefSeq and is a predicted model, not a curated record. Bases 1 to 3030 code for a protein of 1009 amino acids. Gene Ontology annotation, biological process: positive regulation of BMP signaling pathway. NCBI's taxonomy places the organism in Eukaryota, Metazoa, Chordata, Aves, Passeriformes, Cinclidae. The transcript has 22 exons.